AUGUCCGAAAUCCCACUUCACACAUUCGGACGAUCACGCAAGGCCAGAGUAGGCUACACUCAGCUCAGCGACCGCGAGCCCGGCGACGGACACGGCGACGACGACGACGGGCCUUCGAACAUGCGCGCCGCAGUCCGGGCAGCUGCCUCGAACGCCGCGAUGAGGAAAGGCAAGCGCAGGGAACGCGACCGAUACGCGGACGAUCCGGAGGAGGCGGAGACUCUCUUGGGCGGCGUCUCGGUCGAGGACGAUGGCUUCCGGGAUGAUGACGGGGAGCGGAGGCAUAUCAUAGCCCGUGAAGCCUCCACCGACUCGCAGUCAUCAGGGAAGGGCCGCUCGCAAGACAAGUCAAGAACGAUCCCGUUCCGCCCGCCAGAGAAGCUGCAGAACAAGUACCCUCCAAACGUGGUCCGGAAUCAGAAGUACAAUAUCUUCACCUUCCUCCCGCUCGUGUUCUACGAGCAGUUCAAGUUCUUCUUCAACUUGUACUUCCUUCUCGUCGCUCUCUCGCAGUUCAUCCCCGCUCUGAAGAUCGGUUUCAUCAUCACCUAUGUUGCUCCCCUUGCUUUCGUGCUCACGGUUACCAUGGGUAAGGAGGCCUAUGACGACUACAAGCGCAAUCUGCGCGACAAGGAAGCAAACUCGCAACGCUAUCUCGUGCUCGACCCCUCAGAAUACUCGGAAACAUCCCCAGAAGGCAUCCCUCACACCCGCUCUAUCCCCUCCUCCAGCUUGAAAGUUGGCGACCUCGUCUUGCUCGAGAAGAACCAACGAGUGCCUGCCGAUCUUGUCCUGUUGAGAACAUCGGACAGCUCCGGAACAUGUUUCAUUCGCACGGACCAGUUGGACGGAGAGACGGACUGGAAGCUUCGUGUUGCGGUGCCGGCGUGCCAGAAGCUGAGCAGCGACAGGGAGCUGCUCUCAGUGGAUGCGGAGAUCUAUGCCGAUGCGCCCACAAAGGACAUCCACACGUUCAUCGGCACCUUUACCAUCAACUCCCCUCCCGCGCUGCUCGAAGACGACGUCCCCAUGGUACAGGUCCCCACCGUCGAGCCUCUCACGGCUGAGAACAUGCUGUGGUCGAACACCGUCCUCGCUGCUGGCUCUGCGGUCGGCUUCGUUAUCUACACCGGUGCAGAGACGCGGGCGGUGAUGAACACGAGCCAUCCAGAGACGAAGGUCGGGCUGUUGGAUCUCGAGAUCAACAGAUUGGCGAAGAUCCUCUGCGCCGUCACGUUCGCUCUCUCGGUGGUCCUGGUCGCAUUGAACGGCUUCCGAGGGCCGUGGUAUGUUUACAUCUUGCGGUUCCUCAUCUUGUUUUCCUCCAUUAUACCCAUCAGUCUGCGUGUCAACCUGGAUAUGGGCAAGACCGUAUAUGCGCAAUCCAUCAUGACUGACAACGAGAUACCCAACACUAUCGUACGAACGAGCACGCUCCCAGAGGAGCUUGGUCGGAUAGAGUACCUACUCAGCGACAAGACUGGCACGCUAACACAGAAUGAGAUGGAAAUGAGGAGGCUUCACAUGGGCACGGUGUCGUACGGGUACGACUCCAUGGACGAAAUUGCCCAUCAACUCGCAAUGGCAUUCGGUUCCGGGUCGGAGCAAGCGCACGGUCGCCACAACUCGCUACAGACGGGCGUCCAGAUAGCCAACCGUGGACGGCGGGACAUGUCGUCCCGGGUCCACGACGUCGUCCUUAGCCUGGCGCUCUGCCACAACGUCACACCGGUGCAAAACGAUGACGGCACGGUGACGUACCAGGCGUCCUCCCCCGACGAAGUCGCGAUUGUUCAAUGGACCGAGUCCGUCGGCCUCCGCCUCGUCUUCCGCGACCGCACGCGGAUCGAGCUGCAGACGCCGACCGGGGCGCGCAUUUCGUUCGACGUCCUCGACAUCUUCCCGUUCACGUCCGAGUCCAAGCGGAUGGGCAUCAUUGUUCGCGACGCGCAAACCGGCGAGAUCACCUUCCUCCAGAAGGGCGCCGACGUCGUGAUGGCGCGCAUCGUGCAACGCAACGACUGGCUCGAGGAGGAGUGCGCGAACAUGGCCCGGGAGGGCCUCCGCACGCUCGUCAUGGCCCGCCGCAAGCUCAGCGAGCAGUCGUUCGCGCAGUUCCGCGAGGCGCAUCAUCAGGCGAGCAUCAAGUUGGAGGGCCGGAACGAGGCGAUGGCGCAGGUCGUCGGGGACAUGCUUGAGCACGACCUCGAACUGCUCGGACUCACCGGUGUCGAGGACAAGCUGCAAGACGAGGUCAAAUCGACGCUCGAGCUACUGAGGAACGCGGGGAUCAAGAUCUGGAUGCUCACGGGAGACAAGAUCGAGACGGCAACGUGUAUCGCGAUCUCGACGAAGCUUGUUGCGCGCAACCAGUACAUCCACCAAGUUGCGAAACUGAAGACCUCAGACGAAGCACGCGACCAGCUGGAGUUCUUGCAGAACAAGCUCGACUGCUGUCUUGUCAUUGACGGCGAGUCGCUGCAGCUUUGUUUGAAUAUGUUCAAGAACGAGUUCAUUGAAAUUGCCACGAAGCUCUCGGCCGUCGUCGCCUGCCGUUGUUCUCCAACCCAAAAGGCCGACGUUGCCCGUCUUAUCCGCCACCACACCAAGAAGCGGGUCUGCUGUAUCGGCGACGGUGGAAAUGAUGUCAGCAUGAUCCAAGCUGCAGACGUCGGUGUUGGUAUCGUCGGGAAGGAGGGCAAGCAAGCUUCGUUGGCCGCCGACUUCUCCGUCACGCAGUUCAGCUUCCUCACCAAGCUCCUGCUCUGGCACGGCCGCAACUCAUACCGACGCUCAGCGAAGCUCGCCCAGUUCGUCAUCCACCGCGGGCUCAUCAUCUCCAUCAUGCAGGCCGUCUUCUCCGCCAUAUUCUACUUCGCCCCCAUCGCGCUCUACCAGGGCUGGCUCAUGGUCGGCUACGCGACCGCAUACACCAUGGCACCCGUAUUCUCACUCGUGCUCGAUCGGGACGUGAACGAGGACCUCGCGCUGCUCUACCCAGAGCUGUAUAAGGAGCUCACGAAGGGCCGCGUGUUGUCAUACAAGACGUUCUUCAUGUGGCUCAUGAUCAGUGUAUACCAGGGCGCUGCUAUCAUGAUCAUGUCGCUCGUACUGUUCGAAAACGAAUUCCUCAACAUCGUGUCUAUUUCGUUCACCGCUCUCAUUCUCAACGAGCUGAUCAUGGUCGCGCUCGAGAUCACAACAUGGCACAUCUACAUGGCGCUUUCUAUCAUCGUGACCCUCGUCAUUUACGCCGUCAGCAUGGCGUUCCUCCAGGAGUACUUCGAUCUCGCUUUCGUCUUCUCUACCCGUUUCGUCUGGAAGGUGGCUGUCAUCGUCGCGAUCAGCGCGUUCCCGUUGUACAUUAUCAAGUUCAUCCGCAGCAGGGUCGCGCCUGCCGCGUCGAGCAAGCUGUUGUAA
This is a messenger RNA of Epithele typhae, 3420 nucleotides long. Its product is annotated as aminophospholipid-transporting P-type ATPase. Gene Ontology annotation, cellular component: plasma membrane; trans-Golgi network; endosome. The record is from RefSeq and is a predicted model, not a curated record. Lineage: Eukaryota; Fungi; Basidiomycota; Agaricomycetes; Polyporales; Epitheliaceae. Gene Ontology annotation, biological process: endocytosis; phospholipid translocation; retrograde vesicle-mediated transport, Golgi to endoplasmic reticulum. The transcript is spliced from 15 exons. Gene Ontology annotation, molecular function: magnesium ion binding; ATP hydrolysis activity; ATP binding. The coding region runs from base 1 to 3420 and encodes 1139 amino acids.